CCCACGCGUAAAAUGCCACCUACUUCCAGUGCAAUGGAUUUUUUUCAGCUCUUUGUCCCUGACAGCGUAAUUAAAAAUAUGGUGACACAAACAAAUAUGUAUGCCAAGAAAUACCAGGAGAGGUUUGGAUCUGAUGAUGCUUGGGUGGAUGUUACUCUUGCAGAAAUGAAAUCUUUCUUGGGCUACAUGAUAUCAACCAGCACUCAUCACUGCGAGUCAGUGCUCAGUAUAUGGAGUGGUGGGUUUUAUAGUAACAAGAGUAUUGCUCUUAUCAUGACGCAAUCAAGAUUUGAGAAAAUCCUGAAGUUCUUUCACAUUGUGGCCUUUCGCUCCAGUCAAACAACCCAUGGGCUGUACAAAAUUCAGCCCUUCCUUAAUGCUUUGCAGAGUGGCUUUGACUCAUCUUUCAGGCCUUCACAAACACAGGUGCUUCAUGAACCUUUAAUUGAUGAAGAUCCGGUAUUUAUUGCUACUUGCACUGAACGAGAACUUCGCAAAAGGAAAAAGAGAAAAUUUAGCCUUUGGGUUCGUCAAUGUUCUUCCACUGGAUUCAUAUGUCAGAUUUAUGUGCAUCUGAGAGAAGGAAGUGGCAGUGAUGGCAUUGACACAUUAAAGCAUAAGCCACAACUGCACAGCAUGGUAGCCAAAAACCUGUGUCAGAGUGCUCCUGGAAAUAACUAUAUCAUAUUUACUGGGCCGAGCAUCACAAGUCUUAAUUUGUUUGAAGAAUUUGAAAAACAAGGUAUUUACUGUUGUGGAUUGCUGAGCUCCCGUAAAAGUGACUGUACUGGCUUACCUCAGUCAAUGAUGACUAACACAGAGGUACCAAAAUCUCGAGGACACUAUGAAAUAAGGAUGAAAGAAAAUAUGUCCCUUAUUUGCUGGUACAAUAAAGGGUAUUUCCGCUUUCUGAGUAAUGCUUACUCUCCAAAUCAGAAAGGAGUCAUUAUAAAAAGGAAAAGUGGAGAAGUCCCUUGUCCACUGGCAGUAGAAGCAUUUGCUGCGCAUCUUAGCUAUAUCUGUAAAUAUGAUGAUAAAUAUAGCAAGUAUUUUAUUUCACACAAACCAAACAAAACGUGGCAACAGGUGUUUUGGUUUGCCAUAAGCAUUGCUAUAAACAAUGCUUACAUCCUCUAUAAAAUGUCUGACGCCUACUAUGUAAAAAGGUACAGCCGGGCUCAGUUUGGUGAGAGACUUGUGAGAGAGUUACUUGGAUUGGAGGAAACGUCACCUCAAGAUUGAUCCCUGGCAUGCCCUAAUCUUCAGCUAAAGUCCUUCAAAAAGGAACAUGAAGCCACUACUCUGGAUUGGUAUUCAGGGAUUUCAUCCUCAAAUAUGCCAACCUGCUAAAUAUUGCGAUAAAACAAAGACUUAAAAUUUGGACAAAUUAUUAAGCAUUGUUCAGUGAGCUUUGUGUCUCCCUUUUCUAAUAAUAUCUGGAAAUACAUGCAUUUUCAAUUAUGAAAUUCAUAAAUGGAGAGGAAAUACAACAUGAAUCACAUGUCAUUGAAAUUAUAUUCUUUAACAUUAAAUCACAAGUCUGCAAAUUUGAAACAGA
Messenger RNA from Nanorana parkeri, 1558 nucleotides. RefSeq names its product piggyBac transposable element derived 5 (gene PGBD5). The transcript is spliced from 6 exons. Gene Ontology annotation, biological process: non-replicative DNA transposition. Gene Ontology annotation, molecular function: transposase activity. The coding region runs from base 13 to 1242 and encodes 409 amino acids. NCBI's taxonomy places the organism in Eukaryota, Metazoa, Chordata, Amphibia, Anura, Dicroglossidae. The record is from RefSeq and is a predicted model, not a curated record. Gene Ontology annotation, cellular component: nucleus.